AUGGACCCUAUGGGGGCAUCAGAACCCUCAAUGCCCCCGGGCCCUCUGACUCACCUGAGCCUGCCGGACAGCUCGGAGGCGCGGCCGCAGAUCGGAGCCGACGGGCGGAGCCUCGCGGGCAGUUGGACCAGGUCCUCCCCGGAGUGCACCACCAUCCUGAGGGAAGGCGUGUGCAGGUGUCUGCAGCAAGGAUGCGAACAGACAGUGCGGAUCCUACAUGCCAAGGUGGCCCAGAAAUCAUACGGAAAUGAGAAGCGGUUCUUCUGCCCCCCGCCCUGUGUCUACCUCGCGGGUCCCGGCUGGAGGGUGAAGCCAGUGCAGGGUCAAGCCCACCAGGCGGGGGAGACCGGGCCUACAGUGUGUGGUUACAUGGGACUGGACGGCGCGUCCGGCAGCGCGGCCGAGACGCAGAAGCUGAAUUUCGAGGAGCAGCCGGACUCCAGGGAAUUCGGUUGUGCCAAGACCCUGUACAUCUCCGACGCCGACAAGAGGAAGCACUUCCGGCUGGUGCUGCGGCUGGUGCUGCGAGGGGGCCGCGAGCUGGGCACCUUCCACAGUCGCCUCAUCAAGGUCAUCUCCAAGCCGUCGCAAAAGAAGCAGUCGCUGAAAAACACCGACCUGUGCAUAUCCUCAGGCUCAAAGGUCUCCCUCUUCAACCGCCUGCGCUCCCAGACGGUGUCCACGCGCUACCUCUCUGUGGAGGAUGGGGCCUUUGUGGCCAGUGCAAGACAGUGGGCUGCCUUCACGCUCCACCUGGCUGAUGAGCACUCCACGCAAGGGGACUUCCCACCUCGAGAGGGCUACGUCCGCUAUGGCUCCCUGGUGCAGCUUGUCUGCACAGUCACCGGCAUCACGCUACCUCCUAUGAUCAUCCGCAAAGUAGCCAAACAGUGUGCUCUCCUCGACGUAGAUGAGCCUAUCUCUCAACUGCACAAGUGUGCCUUCCAGUUUCCAGGUGGCCCUCCAGAAGGGGGUGGCACCUACUUAUGCCUUGCCACAGAGAAGGUGGUGCAAUUCCAGGCCUCUCCGUGCCCCAAGGAGGCCAACAGGGCGCUGCUCAACGACAGCUCUUGCUGGACGAUCAUCGGCACCGAGUCGGUGGAGUUCUCCUUCAGCACCAGCCUAGCGUGUCCGCGGGAGCCGGUCACUCCGGUGCCGCUCAUCAGCACCCUGGAGCUCAGCGGCGGGGGUGACGUGGCCACGCUGGAGCUGCAUGGAGAGAACUUCCACGCGGGGCUCAAGGUGUGGUUCGGGGACGUGGAGUCAGAAACCAUGUACAGGAGCCCGAGGUCCCUGGUGUGCGUGGUGCCCGACGUGGCGGCCUUCGGCAGCGACUGGCGCUGGCUGCGCACUCCCAUCACGGUGCCCGUGAGCCUGGUGCGCGCCGACGGGCUGCUCUACCCCAGCGCCUUCACCUUCACCUACACCCCGGAGUACAGCGCCAGGCCCGGCUCUGCCGGCGCCGCGGAACCUGCCACGGACGCCGACGCGCUCCUGGAGAGCAUCCACCACGAGUUCACGCGCACCAACUUCCACCUCUUCAUCCAGACGUAG
Messenger RNA from Marmota flaviventris (yellow-bellied marmot), 1554 nucleotides. RefSeq names its product recombination signal binding protein for immunoglobulin kappa J region like (gene Rbpjl). Gene Ontology annotation, molecular function: DNA-binding transcription activator activity, RNA polymerase II-specific; RNA polymerase II cis-regulatory region sequence-specific DNA binding. Gene Ontology annotation, biological process: regulation of transcription by RNA polymerase II. Lineage: Eukaryota; Metazoa; Chordata; Mammalia; Rodentia; Sciuridae. Gene Ontology annotation, cellular component: nucleus. The record is from RefSeq and is a predicted model, not a curated record.